Molecule: messenger RNA, 194 nt
Organism: Paramuricea clavata
Lineage: Eukaryota; Metazoa; Cnidaria; Anthozoa; Malacalcyonacea; Plexauridae
Source: the annotation of a GenBank genome assembly
AUGGCUUUUCCUAGUUGGUCAGCAGCAGUUAAGAAGAUCUUGUUAGUACAACCCAGUUCUGCUUCAGCUGAGCGAGUGUUCAGUUUGCUUCACAAUGCAUUUAACAGACAGCCAGAUGCAGCGUUGGAAGAAACUGUCAAGAUCUCAGUCAUGCUAAGAUACAACAAGCUAGCAAGAUGGCUGAAACAUACACA